Molecule: messenger RNA, 976 nt
Organism: Pecten maximus
Lineage: Eukaryota; Metazoa; Mollusca; Bivalvia; Pectinida; Pectinidae
Product: etoposide-induced protein 2.4 homolog
Exons: 6
Coding region: 269-976 (235 amino acids)
Biological process (GO): macroautophagy
Cellular component (GO): endoplasmic reticulum
Source: RefSeq, a predicted model, not a curated record
GUGUCCACAAUGUUAUUGUUAAUGAGAUAAGCGAUAGGCGCAGUGGAUAUGCGCAGUAAAUACAAGUUUCAAAGAAGAGAAUGACAAUCCAACUCAUCUCAAAAUUCGCCAAUUUUGUGACAGAAAAAAUAAAAGAACUGCACUACACUGGUGCUGAUCGAAGUACAUGAAUAGAACAUAAAAACUUUCAUCCGAAAAAUGAUUAAAAAAGUGCUAAUCUGGAAAUAACAAAAUUGAUCAAACAUUUUAACAAUACUCAACUUAAAAAAUGGCUGACAACUUUCAAGACAUUCUUUAUGAGAUUGUAAGCGGUUUACAAGAUGGAAUAUUAGGAACACUUAAGAUCCGAAAGUUAGGGAAAGCAGAGAGUGAAGAGAUAUUAAAGAAAGACCCAGAGCCAAUGACUACCUUGGCAAGACGGAGAGCAGAGCGCAAUAAAGACAAAGUCCAGCACAAGGAAAGAGAGCCAAAGAUUAUACAGAGGAUUAUAAUGUGCUGUGCUUGGAAUGGUGGUAUCUUUUUGAUGAGUAUCUUCUUGUUCAACCAUAUGCUGCUGCCCAUUGUUCAGCUAAUUAUAGCUGGCAUAUUUGGAGGGUCUGGGAAUAACAGUGUAUGGGGCUGGAUCGGACCCAUACUCUCCUGGACAUUCAGCGCCCUCUGGAUCCUGCCAAUAUUUGUCCUCAGCAAAGUUGUCAACAGUCUUUGGUUUCAGGAUAUAGCUGAUGCAGCAUACUUCCAGUAUAGGGGAAAACCAAAACAGUUCAACAUCAGCAGCCUGAUUGCUGACAUCAGCUUCAGCAUGCUGCUUCAGGCUUUCUUCCUCAUACAGGUAAGUCAACUAUUGUCUCUAAGGGACAUUAGCAGAUUCCUUUAUUCAGUGACUAGUUCAUACAUACAUGCAUUUUUUAACGUAAAAUCUUACUUCAUCCUCGAAAUUACAGAGGUUAAGGAAGAGACUGUAACCCUUGUACUUUGA